GAGUUAAAGGGGUAUAAAUUAAGUCUGUAUACAGAGGCCAAACAACAAUCGCAAAAGGAGCGUGAUGUGACGGCUCACACGUGGUCGAGAUAAACUAAUUAGGCAUGUGAUAGGCCUUCUGCAUAGAUAAUAUCAGACUAGGAUGACAUCUUCGUUCUCUUUAAGAAGAUAAAUAUUACAUAAGAAGGUAUUAGCGGUACAAUCUUUGAACUGGUUAUAUGACUAACAAUACAUAACAUAAGAUAUUACCAAGGGGUCUCACAUGCGCUGGAAACUAGAAAUUAAUAAUCUAAUUUGAUAUAUACAUAUAUAUGUAAGUAGAAUGGCGUGGAAUAACUCUGGAGAAGAUACAACAAGCGUCGAUUCAUCGUAUACCGAUUUUUACGACAUCAGUUUCCUUGAGGCAUGUAUGGAAUGUGACACUGAAUCACUUUACGACAUCAUAUGUAGCGGUGUGAUGUCAGAACAAAUAAAUGAAAGAGAUAAAUCAGGAAAAACAGGAUUCAGUCACGCAUGCGCAAAUGGGUUUCUUCCUGUUCUUGAACUGCUUGUGGACGUUGAUGAUCUUGAAGUGAAUCUUCCUGAUAAGGAUGGAAACACGCCUCUUAUAUUCGCUGCACAGGCAGUUGCUCACUUUCGUAACCGCACUGAAGAUCUAAAGAAUUCAGGGCGAUGUCUGUGUAACGAAAGUGAAAGACUAAAACUGCUGACGCUUCGUGAUGAUGCAAGGUCAUGCAGACAUCGUAUCCUACCUCCUUCACAACUACCGCAGAGUGCGGAUAGACCAGGUGAACAGGACAGGCUUUACUGCCUUAAUGAAGGCGGCGAUUCAGGGGCGAACACGAUGUGCACAGUUAUUACUAUGGGCUGGUGCAUCUGCCAAACUUAGAGAUCAAGGACGUGGUCUCUGUGCUGUGGAGUGGGCAAAGUUUUGUGGACGUAAGGUUUGUUCCGACGCCAUAAUGGACUAUGUUGCAAGCAAGCGUUCAUUUCUUCGCCGAAAGGCUAAGCAGAAAGAGAAAGAAAAGACAGGUUCAAUGAAAAAAUCACUGAGUGAGCCCGAUCUUAAAACGCCAAGCCAAUCUAUUGAUGUCCCAAUGAACAAGCGGCGUGUUCAUAGCUUUAAACGAAAGGUUAAGAAGGCGUUCCAUAUAGGUUAUGUCCGAGGAAAGGAACAUAAUUACAGCCUCACUGCCCAUGAUAAGAGUCCACUGAUAAACAUAAUGCGAUGUGUAUCUACUCCUUUACUACCUUUUCUGACAAAUGGUAGUGAUGCUCUAAUGCCAAGUGUUAUGUUUCCUCGCACUGUUAGCGUAGGGGAGGGACUGAAUUCCUACACAAAUGUGCCUACCUUACAGAUCUCAAGACCAGACUCCGAGACAAGUAUACUGGAUGUAAAUGACCAGGAUCGUGCUCCGGGUCUGGUGAAACGUAGAAUUAGGAACGCUUUCUCCCUGAAGAAUCUGACAAGGAAUACAACUGCCAACAGCGAUACGUAGUUCCAAUCAAAUACUUCAGUCCGAAGAACUAUUAAUCAAAAUUGGUUAAAAUGAUAUUUAGUUUUAAUUGUAUAUACUACAUGUAUUUUUUAAAAUAUACUCGAGAUACAUAAUUGUUUGAAACAUAUACUGUGCAUGCUGUACAAUAAAGAUUUAA
Owenia fusiformis is the source of this 1656-nucleotide messenger RNA. NCBI's taxonomy places the organism in Eukaryota, Metazoa, Annelida, Polychaeta, Sabellida, Oweniidae. The record is from the annotation of a GenBank genome assembly.